AUGUCCAAAACAGCUAGGUGUACAGAUGUAACACCUUUUGAUAGUGAAGUAUCUCCAUAUAAAUUUUGGACACAGUCUUCAUAUCCUACAGAUGAUAAAAAAACUUUGAAGAAACUUUUUAAAGAAUUUGUAUCCAUCAAGCAUCCAAAAUCUAUUACAAAUAAUUUGGGAUUGUUUUAG
This is a messenger RNA of Funneliformis geosporum, 180 nucleotides long. Lineage: Eukaryota; Fungi; Glomeromycota; Glomeromycetes; Glomerales; Glomeraceae. The record is from the annotation of a GenBank genome assembly.